Molecule: messenger RNA, 798 nt
Organism: Plectropomus leopardus (leopard coralgrouper)
Lineage: Eukaryota; Metazoa; Chordata; Actinopteri; Perciformes; Serranidae
Source: RefSeq, a predicted model, not a curated record
AGUACAUCGUGGAGGCGCGGGAGGAGCAGCACUCCGAGGAGGGGGAGUGGAUGUGGGAGGAGUGGAAGAAAGUGUCCGGGGAAUUCAACCACCUGGAGCUGAAGCUCCACCCCUACUGCACCUACCGCUUCAGGGUCAUCGCCAUCAACGAGAUCGGGGCCAGCGAACCCAGCAAGCUCUCAGGGCACCGCAGCACGCCGCCAGCUGUUCCUGACAGAAACCCCACUGGUGUGCGCAGUGAGUCUGUGGACCCAAAGACUCUGAUCAUUAUGUGGGAUGAGAUGGACAAACGCUUUCAUAACGGACAGAGCUUCCAGUACAAGGUGUUGUGGCGGAAAGCUGGGGGGAAGGAUUUACGCUGGAACACGGCCGACGUACAGUCUCCGCCGUUCACGGUGAACAACACAGGAACGUACACGCCGUUUGAGAUCAAAGUUCAGGCCGUCAACUCACUCGGAUCCGGACCGCCACCAGAGGCUGAGAUCGGACACUCCGGAGAGGACGGUACGCCAAAUGAAAACUCAUUUAUUUCAACAAAGUGACUGCAGCUUUUUUGUUACUGCAUUGAGCCAGAAACAGUUACGGCGUUACAUAAAGAACUUUAUUAUUUACCCUUUCUGUUAUUUCUUUAUUCCGUCAUCCAAACAAACACAGAGAUGAAUUCGCCUUGAAGUGUCUGAGGUAGUCUGUGGCAAAAUAAAUUCUUCGCUGUCAGCUGUAGUAUCAAAUUGCCACGAUAGGUGCCAUUCGGGUGCUUUGAAAAUUGUUGUUAGUAUCAUACUGCCAUGACACGUUACA